AUGCAGCAAAUGCAAUCAGCAUCAUUACACAACUCUACACGACGAACAACGAACACAAAGUUUAAUCCAAACCAGCGACCGAAUCAAGUCAACCAUCUUGCCAGCCAAAAGAAGAUAUCAAGAAUCAACAGCUCACUGCUGCUACUUUUACCAGUAACAUUACGACACCGCAACAUAUACCUUAAGGUAUACGCUUUUCUUGAUACAGGAAGUACAAAUAGCUACAUAUCGCAACCGACAGCAGCAUAUAUUCAACUGGAGGAAACUAACCAUCAGGAACAACUGCUUAUUGGAGGUUUCUUCAACUCGCAAACGAUAGAGGCUAAGACAGUGGAUUUUACAGUUCAAUCAUUUGGAAAAAACACUUUAGCGUUUGAACUAACUAAUGUUUUAAUCAAAGAGAACUUCAACUUGAAUGCAGCGGAGCCCGAAAAGUUGAACGACAUCUGCAGCCAAUACGACCACCUUAAGGAUAUAUGUUUUCCGGACUUCAGCAACAAUGACGUAGCCCUAGUGAUUGGAACGGACAAUAUUGACAUCAUCAGCGCGAAGACCAUCAUCAAAGGAAAUCAAAAUGUUCCUCGAGCAGUCCUUACAGCCCUAGGAUGGACAAUAGCAGGACCGAACAACGACAUUGGAUACUUCUCAAGCCACCAAGCAACAGCCACCCCAAUACAGAUAUCAACUGACGACACACAAAUCUUGGAUGUUCUCGCUUCAAUCUGGCGAAUGGAAACCUAUGCCACAUCACCUGAAAUAACGAUGUCAUCGGACGAAAUACACGCUAUGCAAACUCUUCGGAAAACCAUAUCAUUAUACGACAACCGCUAUCAACUUGGACUUCUGUGGAAACCAAAUGCAAAUCUCCCCAACAACUAUAAAGCAGCAAUUGCCCAAUACAACCGGAUGAAAAUACAACUUACCAAGAAUUCAGAAAAGUUGGCUCUCUACCAGAAUACAAUUGAGCAGGAUCUCAGCAAGCACUACAUAGGGAAAUUAGAGCCAGACGAAAUACCUUCGACAGGAUGGAUGUUACCUGAACAUGGCGUAAUCAACCCAAACAAGCCAGGAAAACUUCGCCGUGUUUCCAAUGCCAAAUCCAAAUUUAAAGGAGUUUGUCUGAAUGAUAUGCUUUUCACUGGACCUGACUUGCUUUACAAUCUACUGGGAGUAAUUACCCGAUUUCGCAAAGGAAAGCAUCCCAUCACUGCCGGCAUUGAAGGGAGGUAUAUGCAGGUUUCUGUUAAACCCGAAGAAAGAAAAUUUCUUCGUUUCCUCUGGGGAGCGGUAGAACCCGAGUUUUUUGAGUACACUCGAUUCGUCUUUGGAGCCAAAUGUUCUCCUACUUGUGCAAUUUACGCCUUAAGAACUUGUGCAGACGACAAUGCUGAAAGCCAUCCCCACAUCAAAAAACUUGUCUACGAGAACUUCUACAUGGACGACAUCUUCGAAGCCACCGACGACAUCGACACCGCAGUGAAAAUCAUAGAAGACCUUCGACACGUACUAAAACAAGGAAGCUUCAACCUGACGAAGUGGAUCACUACGGAUCAUAGAAUUCUGCAAACAAUACCAGAAGAACAUAGAUCCAUCACCAUAGACGAAAUCAAGGACCCCAAAAUCUUCAAGCGAAUUCUCGGAAUGGAAUACGAUGGAGAGUAA
This is a messenger RNA of Symsagittifera roscoffensis, 1662 nucleotides long. RefSeq lists its product as uncharacterized. NCBI's taxonomy places the organism in Eukaryota, Metazoa, Xenacoelomorpha, Acoela, Convolutidae. The transcript has a single exon. Bases 1 to 1662 code for a protein of 553 amino acids. The record is from RefSeq and is a predicted model, not a curated record.